CGGAUUAAAAAACAACACUGUACAAAAAUUACAACCUGAGAGAGGCAGCAACAAAUUUAGCUUCUACAUAAUUGGAGUUCAUCGCUGAAAACCUGAGUUAGAGAGAGGAAAAAUGGCGAUCACAUUGAACAAUGGAUUCAAAAUGCCGGUUGUUGGGCUUGGAGUUUGGCGAAUGGAUAAGAAGGACGUCAAAGAUCUCAUCCUCAACUCCAUUAAAAUGGGUUAUCGUCACUUUGAUUGCGCUGCUGAUUACCAGAACGAAGCUGAGGUUGGGGAGGCUCUUACUGAAGCAUUUCAAACUGGGCUUGUUAAGAGGGAGGAUCUUUUCAUAACCACUAAGCUGUGGAACUCUGACCAUGGACAUGUACUUGAAGCCUGCAAAGAUAGUUUAAAGAAACUUCGCCUCGAUUAUUUGGAUCUAUACUUAGUUCACUUUCCUGUAGCCACAAAGCAUACUGGAGUUGGUACCACUGCAAGUGCAUUGGAUGAGGAUGGUGUGCUGGAAAUUGACACUGCCAUAUCGUUGGAGACCACCUGGCACGCUAUGGAAGAUCUCGUUUCUACAGGUUUAGUUCGCAGCAUUGGUAUCAGCAACUAUGAUAUCUUUCUGACGAGAGAUUGUUUAGCUUAUUCCAAAAUCAAGCCAGCUGUGAACCAGAUUGAAACACAUCCUUACUUCCAACGUGAUUCUCUGGUGAAAUUCUGUCUGAAGCAUGGGAUCAGUGUUACUGCACAUACUCCUCUAGGAGGUGCAGCUGCUAACACUGAAUGGUUCGGUACAGUAUCUUGCUUGGAUGAUCCAGUUCUUAAGGGCCUUGCGGAGAAACACAAAAAGACGGCAGCACAGAUUGUUCUUCGAUGGGGGAUCCAGCGCAAUACAGUUGUCAUACCAAAGUCCUCCAAGCUAGAUAGAUUGAAGGAAAACUUCCAAGUUCUAGACUUCGAGCUGACAGAAGAAGACAUGCAACAGAUUAAAGGCAUAGAUCGCAAAUACCGUACCAAUCAACCAGCCAAGUUCUGGGGAGUAGAUUUGUAUGCAUGAAGCUAACUAAGAAUAAGAUUUUAAGAUCUACUUAUUAAAGGACAUGUUAAUGCUUACUGAUGGAUUCCUUUAUUAUAAUCCCUAUGUUGCUGCAUGCCUGCAUAGAUGCAUCAUUUGUAGGCUAAGGCCCUGUUUAGUUCACCUUAUUUUUCCUGAUCUGAUAUGAACUUAUUUUUCUGAUCUGAUAUAAACUUAUUUUUUCUGAUC
Messenger RNA from Spinacia oleracea (spinach), 1249 nucleotides. RefSeq names its product NADP-dependent D-sorbitol-6-phosphate dehydrogenase. Gene Ontology annotation, molecular function: aldose-6-phosphate reductase (NADPH) activity. NCBI's taxonomy places the organism in Eukaryota, Viridiplantae, Streptophyta, Magnoliopsida, Caryophyllales, Amaranthaceae. The record is from RefSeq and is a predicted model, not a curated record. The transcript is spliced from 6 exons. Bases 113 to 1042 code for a protein of 309 amino acids.